Molecule: messenger RNA, 579 nt
Organism: Aspergillus heteromorphus CBS 117.55
Lineage: Eukaryota; Fungi; Ascomycota; Eurotiomycetes; Eurotiales; Aspergillaceae
Exons: 4
Coding region: 1-579 (192 amino acids)
Source: RefSeq, a predicted model, not a curated record
AUGCUUAAUACUGCAACUGACACCGUCAACACCUUUCGAACCACUCUCAAAGCCACGCCUGUCAUGAAAGCCGCGCGCUUUCAAAACUACCCGCUUCCCCCGUCCAUCUCCCUCUCAUCCGCCGCGCUCAUCGAACCUCUCGCCGUCGCCUGGCACGCCGUGACCACCUCCCCCUUCGACCCCAACCGUACCAGCAACGCCAACACCGACACCCUCAUAAUCGGUGGCGGCCCCGUUGGCAUCAGCCUGGUGCAGAUCCUGACCCUCCACGGCGCCACCGCCAUCGCAGUCGCCGAGCUCCUCCCCUCGCGCAAAACCCUCGCGCGGGACUACGGCGCAAUACACAUCCUGGAUCCGCACGAAGUCGACAUCCCUAGCACUUUGCGCAGUCUAACCAACGGGGUUGGCGCGGAUAUCGUCUUCGACACCACCGGCGUGGAAAGUACCCUGAACGGCGCGAUCGGUCAAUCGAACCUCGAGAAGAUGAUCACGCAGAGAAUCAGGCUGGAUGAGGUUGUCGAGAAGGGGUUUCGGGCUUUGGUGGAUGAUCGGAGGGCGCAUUAUUUUGUUCUGUGGUAA